CUCAAACCGGCAGCCUCGUGACAUACUCCGUGACGCCCUCCACCGCACUAUAAAUUGCAUCGCAGGUUGCACUGGAAGCUCCCAACCUAGUACUACUUGAUUACUCAUCCAUCAAUCAUCAAUCAUCAGAUGGCUGCUGCUCCGGUGACUGUGCCGCGCAUGAAACUGGGCUCGCAGGGGCUGGAGAUCUCGGCGCAGGGCCUGGGCUGCAUGGGCAUGUCCGCGGCCUACGGCGAGCGCAAGCCCGAGCAGGACAUGGUCGCGCUCCUCCGCCACGCCGUCGCCGCCGGCGUCACCUUCCUCGACACCUCCGACAUCUACGGUCCCCACACGAACGAGCUCUUGCUCGGCAAGGCGCUGCAGGGAGGGGUGAGGGAGAAGGUCCAGUUGGCCACGAAAUUCGGCAUCACGGUCACCCGGGAGAUCUCCGGCAACCCGGCGUACGUGCGGGCGGCGUGCGAGGCCAGCCUCGCUCGGCUCGGCGUCGACUGCAUCGACCUCUACUACCAGCACCGCAUCGACAAGAAUGUCCCCGUCGAGAUCACGAUGGGUGAAAUCAAGAAACUGGUCCAAGAAGGAAAGGUGAAAUACGUUGGGUUGUCGGAGGCCUCGGCGUCCACAAUAAGAAGGGCACACGCGGUUCAUCCGAUCACCGCCGUUCAGCUGGAAUGGUCUCUGUGGUCAAGGGAUGUUGAAGAAGAUAUAAUCCCAACUUGCAGAGAACUUGGCAUUGGAAUUGUGGCGUACAGUCCACUAGGCAGAGGUUUUCUAUCCACUGGACCUAAACUGAUGGACACAGUACGAGACGACGAUUUCCGCAAGAAUCUCCCAAGAUUUCAACCCGAGAACUUGAAGAAGAACGCCGCUAUAUUCGAGCGUGUGAGCGAGAUGGCGGCGAGGAAGGGCUGCACGUCGUCGCAGCUCGCGCUAGCCUGGGUUCACCACCGGGGAACCGAUGUGUGCCCCAUACCUGGCACGACCAAAGUUGAGAAUUUGAACCAGAACGUGAGAGCGAUGUCUGUGCAGCUCAUGGUUGAGGAGAUGGCUGAGCUCGAGUCCUACGCCGCCAUGGAUGCGGUCCAAGGCGAUCGGUACCACAGCACGUUCCUCAACACCUGGAAGGACUCCGAGACCCCUCCCCUCUCAUCCUGGAAAGCCACUUAACUGGAUAUCACGGGAAUCGAUCACUAUGCUGAUGCUUCGUAUCACUGGUUUAAAGUAUUUGCAAGUCAAAUAAUUUCAUGAGCACUCUGUGCAUGGAUGGAAUCAUGGAACCACCAAUUGUUUGCUCAUGUAGCACAAUUUCUCCCCAUGAUUAGUUGAUUACGCUCACGUGACUAAAAUAUACCUUUGUAUUUGGACACCCCUGAGUGUUGAACUUUUUAUUAUGCCGACAAGGCUAUAAAAGCCCUUUUGUAAACACAUUUCCAUCCUAAAAACCAUUUAGAAUGUCCAA
Hordeum vulgare subsp. vulgare (domesticated barley) is the source of this 1456-nucleotide messenger RNA. Its product is annotated as probable aldo-keto reductase 3. Gene Ontology annotation, cellular component: cytoplasm. Lineage: Eukaryota; Viridiplantae; Streptophyta; Magnoliopsida; Poales; Poaceae. The record is from RefSeq and is a predicted model, not a curated record. The transcript is spliced from 5 exons. The coding region runs from base 130 to 1164 and encodes 344 amino acids.